AUGGGUAUGAGGACAUCCAGUGGAGCUGCUUCAGCCCUGGGACCAGGAUUUGACCCCUAUAUGACAUUGGAGCCUCAGCCUGGCAAUAAGUAUUUUGCAAACCUCUUGAAGUGGAAAUCAGAGCCCCCACACUCUCUGAGGCCCUUCUUCAUCUACCCGCAUUCUGUCUCCCUCUGCAUGUCACUGGGUGCUGGUUACUUAUUCCCACCUGCACCUCAAAGAAACAUACCUCUCACAGAGAAUCUCCUUCAUCCCUCUCCAGAAGAGGAGAAGAGGAAAUACAAGAAGAAGCACCUAGUGCAGAGCCCCAAUUCCUGUUUCAUGGAUGUGAAAUGCCCAGGAUGCUAUAAAAUCACCCCUGUCUUUAGCCAUACACAAACAGUAGCUUUGUGUGUUGGCUGCUCUACUGUCCUCUGCCAGCCUACAGGAGGAAAAGCAAGGCUUACAGAAAGAUGCUCCUUCAGAUGGAAGCAGCACUAAAAGCCCCCGGAAUCAAGAUGAAUGGGAAACCAUCCCA
Molecule: messenger RNA, 517 nt
Organism: Hippopotamus amphibius kiboko
Lineage: Eukaryota; Metazoa; Chordata; Mammalia; Artiodactyla; Hippopotamidae
Product: 40S ribosomal protein S27-like
Exons: 2
Coding region: 1-480 (159 amino acids)
Biological process (GO): ribosomal small subunit assembly; translation
Cellular component (GO): ribosome; cytosolic small ribosomal subunit
Molecular function (GO): RNA binding; structural constituent of ribosome
Source: RefSeq, a predicted model, not a curated record